Molecule: messenger RNA, 1851 nt
Organism: Daucus carota subsp. sativus
Lineage: Eukaryota; Viridiplantae; Streptophyta; Magnoliopsida; Apiales; Apiaceae
Product: serine/threonine-protein kinase SRK2E
Exons: 9
Coding region: 378-1466 (362 amino acids)
Biological process (GO): intracellular signal transduction; protein phosphorylation
Cellular component (GO): nucleus
Molecular function (GO): ATP binding; protein serine/threonine kinase activity
Source: RefSeq, a predicted model, not a curated record
GCGAUAAAUAGCAUUAGAGAGAGCGGCAGACUUUCACGAGCUCCAUCAUCCUUUUUCUUCCUUUCUAUCUUCCUCAUCUCUAUAAUUGCAUUAUUUGCGUAUACUGUGUAUAUAUCAUCAACACUCUUUAGAAUAUAUAUCUCGUUGAAGUGUCCCACUUUAAAACCCAAGAAAUAAAACACUUCACGGGCUCAACCUCAUCUUCUUCAACCAACCCCAGCUUGUGAUCAAUUUCCCGCCACGUUUCGGGUCGGGUCAAAUAAAUUUGACUCAUUGAUGACGAUGAUAUCACGAUUUUAUGAUAACCAUGUAACUGAGUCUGCUGAAAACUAGGCCCCUUUUGUCCCUAUUACAUCUCUCACAAUCAAUACUUAUAUAUGGAUCGUCCAGCUAUGACUGUUGGAGCUGGUCUGGACAUGCCGAUAAUGCAUGAUAGUGAUCGUUAUGAGCUGGUCCGAGAUAUCGGGUCGGGUAAUUUUGGGGUGGCCCGGUUGAUGAGAGAUAAGCACACUAAUGAGCUUGUUGCUGUUAAGUAUAUUGAAAGAGGUGACAAGAUAGAUGAAAAUGUUUCCCGUGAAAUAAUCAACCACAGAUCGCUGAGGCAUCCCAAUAUUGUCAGAUUUAAAGAGGUCAUUUUAACACCAACCCAUUUGGCUAUUGUCAUGGAGUAUGCAUCCGGAGGUGAGCUGUUUGAGCGGAUAUGCAAUGCUGGACGAUUCAGCGAGGAUGAGGCACGUUUCUUCUUCCAACAACUCAUAUCUGGAGUCAGCUACUGUCAUGCUAUGCAAGUAUGUCACCGUGACUUAAAACUGGAAAACACAUUACUGGAUGGUAGCCCAGCACCUCGGUUGAAAAUUUGUGAUUUCGGGUAUUCCAAGUCGUCGGUCCUGCACUCACAACCAAAGUCAACUGUUGGAACACCUGCAUAUAUUGCUCCUGAAGUGUUACUGAAGAAAGAAUAUGAUGGCAAGAUUGCGGAUGUAUGGUCAUGCGGUGUUACAUUAUAUGUCAUGCUAGUGGGCGCAUAUCCUUUUGAGGACCCUGAGGAACCUAAAAAUUUUCGCAAGACAAUUCAUCGAAUUUUAAACGUCCAGUAUUCAAUUCCAGAUUAUGUUCAUAUAUCUGCUGAGUGCCGUCAUCUAAUCUCCAGGAUCUUUGUAGCUGACCCUGCAAAGAGGAUAAACAUGGACGAGAUUAAAAACCACGACUGGUUUCUGAAAAACCUCCCGGCAGAUCUAGUUGAUGAAAACAAAUUGAACCAGUAUAAUGAGCCUGAUCCACCCAUGCAGAGCGUUGAUGAAAUAAUGCAGAUAAUUGCAGAGGCAACCAUACCUGCUAAUGGAGGAAACAAUCUCAAUCAGUAUCUGACAGGUAGUCUGGACAUUGAUGAUGACAUGGAGGAGGAUCUAGAGAGUGAUCCAGAUCUUGAUCUCGACAGUAGUGGAGAAAUAGUUUAUGCUAUGUGAUUUUAUGUUCAGUUCUGACAUAUGGUAGGAGGUUAAGGAAGCAUGCAGUUUCUGUUGUCCAAGCAUAUAUAUAGUCUCUAAAUCUGGUAAAAAGUUAGGCAAAAGUGUCCUCCGAGCACAUACGAAUUCUAUUAUCUGAAAUUUCCAGAUGAUAGGGCAACUAUGUUUUUCACUUUUGUUUCUCACCUGUGUUUCUUCCUGCAUUCCACUCUCUAAUGAGCAAAGCUCUUGAUACUCUGUUGUUUCCGCUUUCCACCUUCAAUUGGUAUAUAUGUACUGCGUACUCGUGAUGUAACGUAACCUAAUACUCGGGGCGUGUCUAUAAUUUCCGGUCCUCUGUUUGUGCAAAAUUGUUAAGUAAAAUAAGGUAUGUUUUUCUCUAUCA